Messenger RNA from Polyodon spathula (Mississippi paddlefish), 1218 nucleotides. RefSeq names its product probable 2-ketogluconate reductase. Gene Ontology annotation, molecular function: hydroxypyruvate reductase [NAD(P)H] activity; glyoxylate reductase (NADPH) activity; NAD binding. The transcript has 6 exons. The coding region runs from base 118 to 1086 and encodes 322 amino acids. Lineage: Eukaryota; Metazoa; Chordata; Actinopteri; Acipenseriformes; Polyodontidae. Gene Ontology annotation, cellular component: cytosol. The record is from RefSeq and is a predicted model, not a curated record.
CCGGGCCAGUUUCUAAUCAGUAACAAGUUUUUUGUCAGUCAGAAGAAUUCCUUUACUGUUGCAGAAGACCAGAAGGAUUAACGCUGCAAACCAGGAACUUACUUUUUGAAUUAAGCAAUGGAAAAGCCAUAUGUUUUAGCUAAUAAACCAGGAGGGAGAGAUGGGAUCUUUGAAGAUUUUGCAACCAUCGUUGAGAAACACUUCACAAUCGUCUAUAAUGAAGAAUUCGUUAAAAGCAAUAAGCAACUUGCAGACAAGAUCGAAGCAGUGUUUGUGUGGUCCGCCCUGCCUACCGCUGACCAAGGCCUUCUGCAGUCCUUGCCCAAUUUGAAGGUGGUUGUAAAUGGUGGUGUUGGAGUGGACCACCUGGAUAUACCACUGAUCUCUAGCUUCGGGGUGAAAGUAGCCAACACUCCCAACGUGGUGGAUAAUGCAACAGCAGAUUUGGGUAUGGCAUUAUUGCUGGCCUCUGCUCGGAGGCUCGUAGAAGGUUAUAAGAUUGCCAUGGCUCCUUCACAUUUACCUCAGAGUUUUAUGGGCUGUGAAGUCAGUGGUGCUACUCUUGGUAUCGUGGGAAUGGGCAGGAUUGGAUACAAGAUUGCCCAGAGAGCUCAAGGAUUUGAUAUGAAAGUUUUGUAUCACAAUCGAAAUAGAAGGGCAGAAGAAGUGGAGAACGCUGUGGGAGCCCAGUACUGCGAAAAGAUCGAUGACCUUCUUCGGGAGUCUGAUUUUGUGAUGCUGGCAGUGAACCUGUCACCUCAGACAUGCAAGCUCAUUGGAGAAAGAGAACUGAGUCUAAUGAAACCAACAGGCACUCUUGUUAACAUCAGCAGAGGUCUUGUUGUGGACCAAGAUGCUCUGGUGGAAGCGCUUCAGAAAAGAGUGAUUCGCGCUGCAGCGCUAGAUGUGACAUAUCCAGAACCCCUUCCCAGAGACCAUCCAUUGCUGAAGCUUCAGAAUGUCCUUAUACUGCCGCACGUAGGAACCAGCACUUAUCAGACUACCCAAAAAAUGGUGGAGAGAAUGGUUACCAAUGCUGUGGCAGCUAUCUCUGGUAGCCCAGUACCAGAUGAGGUGAUGCCCUAAAGCAGGGGUGGCCAACUGGCGUCUCCCGAGCCGCAUGUGGCUCCCUUGUGGUCAAAAUGUGGCUCUUCCCAUAUAUUUCAUUACACAAUUAGUAAGUGCUGUGUGUGUGUGUUUUUUCAUUUUUUUAUAUGU